Messenger RNA from Prunus armeniaca (apricot), 228 nucleotides. NCBI's taxonomy places the organism in Eukaryota, Viridiplantae, Streptophyta, Magnoliopsida, Rosales, Rosaceae. The record is from the annotation of a GenBank genome assembly.
AUGACUGUUUUUAGCAAAGUUCUCUAUGGCUCGUUGCAUGUGAAAGCUUAUGAUUGGGUCGAGCCUCCCAGGAAAGCAAGGAACCAAAUUACUUUCCAGAGAGGUCGUAAGACUGCCCUUAUGAAUUGGUCCAUGUUCUAUGCUCAUGAUUUUCAUAUUUUGAGGAGAAGAUGCAGGCAGAAAAUGACCUACUACCGCAAUUACCUGUAUACUGCCUUUGGUAAGUAA